GGAAGAAGGGAUCUCCAAAUGAAACCUUGAGAGAGAAGAAUAGAGAUGGCGAGAGAGAAGAGGUGUGUACAGUGUGGGCACAGAGUUAAAUCAUUGUUAAUCCAAUACUCUCCUGGCAACUUUCGCCUCAUGAAAUGCGAGAAUUGCAACGAAGUAGCAGACGAAUACAUCGAGUGUGAGCUAAUGAUUAUAUUCAUCGACUUGAUUCUUCACAAACCAAAGGCUUAUAGACACUUACUCUACAAUGUGUUCACUCAAGAAACUGUCUAUCUUCAGCAUCUGUUGUGGAAGAUGGUCUUGGCUUAUCUUCUUCUAGAUACCUAUAGAAGCUUGCUGUUGCGAAGAACCAAUGGUGAGUCAAGCGUGCCCAUGAACUCUAUUCUUGCAUCUCUAGAGGUUCUGGUUAAUGUGUUAUCUGCAAAUUUUGCAUUUGUUUUAUCAUUUGCACUUGCUUCCAAGAUUAUACCAAUCGGUGCGUCUAGAAGAAAAGAGAUUCUUUUGGGGAUCUUUAUCUCCAGUUACAUCAAGAUCUUUCUAAUUGCUAUGCCGGUUUGGGGAUUCCCGGUUUCAGUGAUCUUCAUUGUAGAUUUGCUUGUCUUAACAUCAAACGCAGUUGCUCUUAAAGUGAUGACUAAAUCAACAACGAGCAGAUGCUUAGCCGCGUGUUUCAUGGCACACUCGGUUAAAUUCUUGGUGGAACAUAUGAACAUUUUGAUCAUAUGUUCGUAAAGAUAAAUGUAAGGAUCUUGACACACAUUUAUUUUAAUCCACUCCUUUUUGGAUGAUUCAGACGCUGUCUUACAGUGAAAUUUAAGAUUGCGACCGCUAAAAGACAGUAACUUCAGACCCAAGUAAAGCUAUUUUCCCAAUUUGAUACA
This is a messenger RNA of Raphanus sativus (radish), 878 nucleotides long. RefSeq names its product protein ARV 2. NCBI's taxonomy places the organism in Eukaryota, Viridiplantae, Streptophyta, Magnoliopsida, Brassicales, Brassicaceae. Gene Ontology annotation, cellular component: cortical endoplasmic reticulum; Golgi apparatus. The record is from RefSeq and is a predicted model, not a curated record. Gene Ontology annotation, biological process: sphingolipid metabolic process; sterol metabolic process; regulation of plasma membrane sterol distribution. Bases 46 to 729 code for a protein of 227 amino acids. The transcript is spliced from 9 exons.